Messenger RNA from Lingula anatina, 763 nucleotides. RefSeq names its product ferric reductase 1. NCBI's taxonomy places the organism in Eukaryota, Metazoa, Brachiopoda, Lingulata, Lingulida, Lingulidae. The record is from RefSeq and is a predicted model, not a curated record. Gene Ontology annotation, cellular component: membrane.
UCAGUCAGCUCAGUGCGCUGUAACCCCAACGUAAGGUUAACAGUGGUCGUCUUCUUUUGUCAAUACCUCAUAGUUUUCAGUUUAUUAACCUUCUGAAAAUAAGAUAACCUCCACCAUGCUUCUGGUCAUUGCCACGUCUGUUCUUCCAUGUCUUCUACUGCUGUGUGGUGGUGUGGCGUCCUACCCGUCAGGGGCGUACAUUCCGUCCGGCGCGUGCGACUCCAUGCUACCCAGCCCAAACGCGGACUCAGGCCACGGAGCAGCGCAGCAGACCGGGUCCAACCCCUUUUCUUUGGUCCUAGGAGCGGCCAAGUACUCCCCCGGCCAGCCGUAUAAUGUUUCUCUAAUUGGACCUAGUCACUAUGAGGGGUUCAUGAUACAAGCCCGGUCUAACACCACAGGGAGCAGAGUUGGGACGUGGCAGACAUCUACUCUGACGGUUCUGAAUGAAAACUGCAGCGGUGCAGAAGGCAAAGCGCUGGUUCACAAGGCGACACUAGAGGGUACAGGGAACAUGACUUUCACGUGGACAGCGCCGCCUGCAGGCACCGGAUACGUUAAAUUUUAUGCAACAGUGGUGCAAGAGAAGGAGGUGUUCUGGGCGAAGUUCCCAGGGCCGAUGUUGGUGGGAGAGGAUCCAUGUCCGUAACUUGCCACAGUAGCUCAGGGGACCGCUGGCGCCAAGCGAUCACAGGAGCAUAUACAUAUGAAUUAUUUUUCCAUUAAUUCAAUAGCUUUAAAAAAUAAAUAAUAAUAAUAAUAA